Chinchilla lanigera (long-tailed chinchilla) is the source of this 2140-nucleotide messenger RNA. RefSeq names its product persephin (gene Pspn). The coding region runs from base 1520 to 1999 and encodes 159 amino acids. NCBI's taxonomy places the organism in Eukaryota, Metazoa, Chordata, Mammalia, Rodentia, Chinchillidae. Gene Ontology annotation, molecular function: growth factor activity; glial cell-derived neurotrophic factor receptor binding; receptor tyrosine kinase binding. The record is from RefSeq and is a predicted model, not a curated record. The transcript is spliced from 2 exons.
CUUGCAAUGAUCCUCCUGCCUCAGCCUCCCGAGUGCUGGGAUUGCAGGCAUGCGCCACCACACCCGGCUUUCAGAGUAAUCUGAGUAAGUACCAGAACAAGCGCCACCAAAACAUCCCCUGGAGUUCAUGGUCUUCCAGGACAGAAAGCCAGUGACCACCCUGGUGCUGGCUACUUGGUACUCUCGGGUGAAGCUCCUUGGGACACAUUACCUCUUGUGCACACAGGGUCAGACACCUGCUGAGACACACAGCAAACGAGCUCUUUGUAUUCCUUGGCCUCAGAAGCUUUCAGGCCCAGUGCAGGGGUGCACACCUGGGAUCCUAGCGACUCAGGAGGCCAAGACAGGAGGAUCUUGAGUUGGAGACCAGUCUGGGCAACUUACUUAGCAACAUGCUGUCUCAAAACAAAAGGGUUGGGGAGCGGCUUCGUGGUAGUGUUUGCCUGUUGUGUAUUACCCCUAGUAUUACAAAAACACACUUUUGCCAGGCUGGUGACUCAUGCCUUUAAUCACAGCACUCCCGACGCUGAGGCAGGAGCAUUGUCCCAAGUUUGAGGCCAGCCUGAACUAUGUAACAACUCUGUCUCAAAAAAAAAAAAACAACAAACCAUAUACACAUACACACAAAUCCAGUUUGUAACCCCAGCUACCUGAGAAGCUGAGGGAAGACAGCAGGUCUGAGGCUGGUCUGAGUAACAGGAAGACCUUGUCUCAAUAACAAGACGGGGCUGGAGCUUCCCACGCAUGCACAAGGCUCUGGGUUCCAUCCCCAGCACUGAAAUAAGCAAAGCUGUGGUCAGCUUUUCAGUGCAGGGACUGCACUAAACCCUUGGUGCUCUCCAAGUCAUACCAGGCCACAAUCGCACCUUGCCUCAACCUGCCCUGGCCCCAUCUGCGCAUGAUGGGUCUCAGCCUCCCCUCGGCCCUGAUGCUCUCGGACCCCAGGAUGAAGCCCCAGCCGAGGGGUCCUGGGCUGACACUCCAGAGAGUCCCUGGCCCCGUGUCCCCAGGCCUGGCUGUCCCCCAGCCUCUCCCGCUUCCUGUUUUGAUGCUGGCUCAGCCAGGCCCGGAGACGGGCAUGAUGGUUUAAUCCCCGCUACCUCAGCACCUGCCAAGCUGCUCUUCCCAGCGUCUGCCCCACCCGGCACCCACGGGGGCCCUGGGUCCCUGCUCCUGCCUUCAUGGGUUGGGACCCUUCCAGACAGCAGGUGGGGUGGGGACACAGGUCAUCCACCCAGGCUUGGCUCUGGCUGCCUGCAUGACUCGUAAAUCAGGGGGCGUCAGAAACGGGUCUGUGGAAUGUCUGGCCUGGGCGUGGUGGGAUGAGCCCUUAACUCUUAAGGAUGGGGUGUGAGGCAGGAGGAGACCAUCCUCGGGCCUGAGAACCGGGGGACACACUCCAUGGGGACACGCUGUCCUGCCGGUGGGACCAGCAGUGAAGAGGUCAGUGCCCCCGCCCCCACAGGCAGGGGAUAAAUUCAGAGCCGGGCUCCCUCAGCCUCAGGACCCGCUUGUCACCAUGGCCACAGGGAGAGUCCUGCUGGCUUUGCUGCUGCUCCUGUCACUGCGGCUGGGCCUCGGCUGGGGCCCUGGGGCCCGAGAUGCUCUGGUGGCGGAGGGAGAGUUCUUGCCCGAGCAGAAAGCCGAGGCUGGAGGGACCGGGAGGCCAGCGCUGGGGGCCCGAGACUCCCAUGGCCGCCUGCGCAGAGCCCCUGGCAGCCCGUGCCAGCUGUGGAGCCUGACGCUGCCCGUGGCGGAGCUGGGCCUGGGCUACGCCUCAGAGGAGAAGGUCACCUUCCGCUACUGCGCCGGCAGCUGUCCCCGCGGCGCCCGUACCCAGCACGGCCUGACGCUGGCCCGACUGCGGGGCCGGGGCCAGGCCCACGGUGGACCCUGCUGCCGGCCCACCCGCUACGCUGACGUGGCCUUCCUGGACGAGCGUCACCGCUGGCAGCGGCUGCCCCAGCUCUCGGCUGCUGCCUGUGGCUGCGGCGGCUGAGUGCGCAGGCCGGUGCCCUGCAGCCCCAGGCACCAAGCAGCUACAGCGCUUGCAGGGCUCGGCGGCUUCUUUCCGGGAGCCCAGGCGCAGGAGGCCAAGGCGGGGAGGUGGGCCGGCGCAAUAAAGAACUGCUUUCCUGGC